AGAACCAGAUAAAGGAACACAGCAAGGAAGCCAAGGUACUGACCCAGAUUCCAGAUCCCAGUUCGACUGUCAGCAGGAUGCACCUGAACAAACCAGAUUCAUGGAGGCCUCAUCUUACAACUGACAGAACUCAAUGGAUUUACUGCCAACAUUGUGGUCCCAGACACCACAAGACACCGGUGGAAAUACUGUGUGCGUCCAUGGCCCAAUUGGUAGGAGUUGUUUCUGUAGGCACGAGGGGGAACUAUAAGCUAACUAACAAGGUGCAUGGUUUUAAUGUUGAUGAAUUAUAUUUAAGAACAAUGUCCUCCACAAGCACAUAGUUUUUAAACUUUAGACAGUAUGUAGAUGAUUGUACCAUCCUCAGUAUGACGUAGAUGUUAAAUUGCCCCAUGCUUAAGGACACUGCAGUAGGAACAGCCGUGUAGCUUUGGUAUUAUGGAGUCUUUGUGAAUGAUUUGUUUUUUGAAUACACAUUACUUGUCAGACAACUACACAUUCACACAGUCUCACCCAUUAGCUGACCAUUAACCAACAGCAUUUAAUAGUAUGAAAAAGGCCUGUGGCUCACUGUCUAACAAACAUCGUGUGUGCUUUGUGAUAUUUUCUGUGACUCAAGUAUUGCACCAUAUAUUUCCAAGAUGAAGUUUGACAAUGUGAUGGCAGAAAUCAAUGGCUUUGGGAGAUUCCAACAAAGGACAAUCUUUUUGCUGGUAAUUCCUCGUAUGACUUUGCCUUUCCACUUCCUGCUGAAUAAUUUCAUUGCUACUAUUCCCGCUCAUCACUGCGACAUCAGCGCUCUGGAUGAUGGAGGUCUUUUUAGGAAUUUAUCUCUGGAGGAGAGGCUCGCUGUUAGUGUUCCCGUCCAGCAGGAUGGGAGCCCUAACUCCUGCCAAAUGUUUGCAGAGCCUCAGUAUCAUCUGCUGCUCAACUCUUCGUCCAACUUAACUGACCUUCCCACGGUGCCGUGCCAGAACGGAUGGAUGUUUGACACCACCACCUUCAAGUCUACUCUGGCCACGGAGUGGGAUCUAGUUUGUGAUAAGAAACCAGUGAACAGCGCCACGGCCACUAUUUUCUUCAUGGGCGUCAUGGUUGGAGCAGCAAUAUUUGGCUACCUUAGUGACAGGUUUGGCCGGAAAAAAAUGCUUCUCUUGUCCUACAUCAUAACUGCCCUCUUUGGAUUUGCAAGUGCUUUCGCACACAGUUUCCCCAUGUUUGCUGCCAUGAGGUUCUUCACUGGACUUGGACUUUCUGGAAUAAGUAUAAUCAGCGUGGUCCUCAAUAUUGAAUGGGUGGACAUCAAGCAUCGAACAGAAGCUGGUGUUUUAAUGAGCAUGGACUGGAGUGUUAGUACUGCUGUGCUGCCUAUUCUGGCCUAUUUUGUGAGGGACUGGAGGUACCUGACUGCCACUGUAACCACCCCACUGCUUGUGGCGAUAAUUUGUUGGUGGUGGCUCCCUGAGUCUGCCAGAUGGCUGAUAAGUAAUGGAAAAGUGAACGAUGCUCAUUUUUACCUCAGUAAGUGUGCAGAAGUCAACAACAGAGAGGAGUUCAUGGUCGACCUGAUGCCUGAGGUUCUGUCCAAAGUAAUACUUGUAGAAAAGGAAAACAGAAAAUAUUCCUAUUUGGACCUUGUGAAGACCCCCAAAAUGAGAGCACUGGCUUUAUUUAGUGGCAUUGUGUGGUUUGGAGUGACCUGUACUUAUUAUGGAAUCAGCCUGAACGUCUCUGGAUUCGGUGUGAACAUUUAUCUGACACAGUUUAUCUACGGCACAUUAGAGAUCCCAGGAAAACUACUUGUCCUUUACACUUUACACAAAAUAGGCCGAAGAUUGACUCAGGUUGGAAUGCUCAUCCUGACUGGACUGUGUAUUUGCAUCAACCUGUUUAUCCCUCAAGAUUUGGGGAAUUUUCGGACAGCUGUGGGAGGUUUGGGCAAGAUGUUCUCGGAAGCAUCUUUUACAACGAUAUUUCUGUACACUUCAGAGCUUUACCCCACAGUCAUGAGGCAAAAUGGACUCGGUUACUGUUCCUUCAUGGCCCGUUUAGGUGUGUCUAUAUCCCCCCUAAUGAUACUUCUUGAAGAUGUGUGGGCCCCUCUGCCAAGUAUUAUUUUUGCCCUGGUGGCCUUUACUGCAGCACUGUCAGCUUCUUUUCUAGCUGAGACACGAAACAUCCGUUUACCGGAGACUAUUGAGGAUGUGGAACAGAGGAGGAGACGAUUGGUCUCUACAUCUGAUGAAAAAUCUCCUUCAUAAAGGUUUUUCUUCAUUGCAACCAAAAGGCUCAUAAGACUCUGAGUGCCAAUGAUUGGUCACAGUGAAUUUCCGGGAAUAUCAGUGGUGGUAGCACACAUCUGGAUAUGGAACAUGAAGCAGCAUUAAAAUAUAUUUGAAGUUGUGUUGAGUGACUCAAUUCUAAACAUUUAACUACCAGAAUACAUCAUAAAGCAACCAAGGUAAAGAGAUCCAUCCUAUUAUUAUGGUUGUGUAACCUGAUGGGAAACCAAAGAUAAUUUUAAAACAUGUAUUUAGUUAUAUUCAUAAGAUGGAAUCCACGAUUUUUGUAUUUUGCUUGAAAGAAAAUUUUCUUGAUUAUUAUGCUGGAACUCAAAAUAACUGAAAAUAGAUUUCCCAAUCAGGACGUCUCUAUGUUUUGUAACAAAAACUUCUACAGUUCUCAAUAAAUGCAUGAACCAAC
Molecule: messenger RNA, 2703 nt
Organism: Amphiprion ocellaris (clown anemonefish)
Lineage: Eukaryota; Metazoa; Chordata; Actinopteri; Pomacentridae
Product: solute carrier family 22 member 7-like
Exons: 10
Coding region: 642-2261 (539 amino acids)
Biological process (GO): transmembrane transport
Molecular function (GO): transmembrane transporter activity
Source: RefSeq, a predicted model, not a curated record